Messenger RNA from Symbiodinium sp. CCMP2592, 1132 nucleotides. The record is from the annotation of a GenBank genome assembly. Lineage: Eukaryota; Dinophyceae; Suessiales; Symbiodiniaceae.
GCACAACCGAAAGGACCUCCGUGACGAGUACACACGCAAGGCCAGGCAGGGCUACCAGGAGAAUCGGGUCCAACGCGAAGAAUUUCGACAGGCCAAACACACGGAAGUUCCCCCCGCUUCGUUCAUGGACAGAGCACUGCCGGACGUCGCAGAGUCGCAGGACUUCGACGGUCGUGGCAUUUUUCGCUACACGGCCGAGGACCCACUGGUGCAGGAGAAACAUAUGGGUCGCGGCACGUACGGGGAGAUUUUCGCUUGCACGUACCAGGGCCUGAAGUUAGCCUUGAAAGUGGCCGUUCGCACGCCGGACAGGGAGACUGCACUGUUGGACGUGCACCAAGACGGUCUCGAAAAGACGUGGGACUUGACCCGUGAGUUCACUCUUUUGAGCCAGAUAGGACCUCAUCCGAAUGUUCUGCGACUCUAUGCCUUGCUGACAUCCUCGACUGGGCACACGGGAAUUCUAAUGGAGCGGGCUUCCUGCGACCUCUUGAAGGCCACACGGGACUUGAAGACGGACGACCUUCAGGACGGAGUUCCCUGGAGCACACGACGAGCCCAAGUAACGACGUACUUUCGGCAGACACUCGCAGCUCUUACAUUUGUGCACAGCAAAAACAUCGUACAUUUGGACGUGAAAACGAACAACUUCCUCGUGUUUCUCCUCGGCGAGCGGGUGGUGCUGUCCGACUUUGGUUUUUGCCGAGCUUUGCCACUCAAUGGAAAAGCAAAAGUCAGAGCUGACGAAGUCUACACGACGUACUACCGGCCGAUCGAGUGCCUUUACUCCGGGGACGGCAAGGUGGAGAUCGGCCCGAAGGCGGACAUGUGGGCACUCGGUGUGGUGACGUGGGAUUGCUACGCGAAGACGACACGCUCGCUGUUCACUCCCGACCCGAAGGGCUUCGUCAAGCACACGCCGACCAUCUCACAAGCGCUCGUUCGUUUCCAGACUGCAUGGCGCGAGAGAGCACGCGACCUGCACUUGCUGGACGACGACAUCGCUGCACACGUUUUCGGUUCAUGCUUCACAUUGGAGCAGGACAGGCGCAGCUCACUCGAUUUGUUGAAGGAUUUGCAGGGCCGUUUCACGAGGACAAUUCAGUCGCUGGACGAAGAAGAGGAGCCGUAG